Messenger RNA from Lodderomyces orthopsilosis Co 90-125, 1539 nucleotides. It is a transcript of the gene MTS1, whose product is annotated as Mts1p. Lineage: Eukaryota; Fungi; Ascomycota; Pichiomycetes; Serinales; Debaryomycetaceae. The transcript has a single exon. The record is from RefSeq and is a predicted model, not a curated record. Gene Ontology annotation, biological process: cellular response to biotic stimulus. Bases 1 to 1539 code for a protein of 512 amino acids.
AUGAUUGACGGUGUUACUUUUAUUAAAACACCAGCUGCUAAACCACAGCCCCCAGCAUCGGAUAAAUGUGGUGUUUGGACUACUGAUUCCCCAACUAUUCACAAUGCCCCUUUACCAGCUGAUGGUCCUGGCUCAAUUUCAUUUUCAAACUGGAUUUUACUAAGUAUUUUGAGUUUAGUACCUGGUUACAUCACCUAUAAGCUUGGUUUAGGAUUCAAGACAUGGGUUUUCUUUUUCAUUUUGUUUGCUUUACCUAUUUUGAUGGCUUAUUGGCUAGUUAUGUCCACUAUUUCGCCAAGAAUCAAUGAGAAAGUAAAGUACCCAAAUAGACCAAUCUCAUACUAUUUGGAAUACCAUACUCCUGAAUUGAAAGCCAAAUAUCAAGAUUCAAACAAUGGACAAGGUACCAAAGUCCCAAUUGAGACAUUUCAAGAAUUGUUUUUUGAUGGGAAAGUUUCGUUCAAAGGAGAUGCUUUAGAUGUUAUGGAAUAUAAGCAUGAAUGGGCAAACUUUAGAUUCACUUGGGGAUUAUUCAAGUUUUUCUUAUUUGGUAUGAUUCCAGAAGUUAUUUUCCACUCGCAAUCACAAGAUGAAGAACAAGUUGGGGAGAAUUAUGAUCGUGGAAAUGAUUUCUACUCUUGGUUCUUGGGUCCAAGAAUGGUUUACACUUCUGGUGUCAUUAGUGACAUUACUAGAGAAGAAACCUUGGAGGAAUUACAAGAUAACAAAUUGAAAGUUAUGGCUGAAAAAAUUGAUUUGCAAAAAGGCGAUUAUGUCUUGGAUAUUGGAUGUGGAUGGGGUGCUUGGGCAAACUAUGCUUCCACUCAGUAUGGCGCUAAAGUCACCGGUAUUACAUUGGCUAAGAAUCAAGUUGAAUGGGGUAACCAAUGGUUGAAGGAUAAUGGUGUACCACCAGAACAAUCUGAAAUUAUUUGUUGUGAUUAUCGUGAUGCACCAAAAUCCGGUAAACCCAAUGGUAAAUGGGACAAGAUUACUUCAGUGGAAAUGGCCGAACAUGUUGGUAUCAGAAGAUUAACUGCUUAUUUGGAACAAUGUAGAGAUGCAUUGGAAGAUGAUGGAUUGUUCUUUUUGCAGUAUUCAGGAUUAAGAAAGAAUUGGCAAUAUGAAGAUUUGGAAUGGGGAUUGUUUAUGAAUAAAUACAUCUUCCCUGGUGCUGAUGCUUCUACACCUUUGAGUUUUGUUGCUAGUUGUUUUGAAUCUGUUGGAUUUGAGAUUGUUAGUGUUGAUAACAUUGGAGUUCACUACUCAGCCACAAUUUGGAGAUGGUACAGGAACUGGAUUGGAAACAAGGAUAAAGUCGUCAACAAGUAUGGAAUCAAAUGGUACAGAAUUUGGGAGUUUUUCUUGUCAAGUUCUGUGGUUGCUAGUAGAAAUGGUACUGCAACUUGUUACCAAUUUGUGUUGAGAAAGAACCUUAACUCAUACAGAAGAAUUGAGUAUGUACCAAAACAACAAGGUCUUCAAGGAGCUAUUAAUGGAGGCAGCAAGUGGACUAAAGAGUUUACCAACUGGCAUUAA